CCCUUGUCCACACGCUCAAACAAUCCGUGACAUUGGCAGUCCGAGCCCAUCGUCUCUGACCUUUCCUGUCCCUGUCCUCUCUUCUCUCUGUUUUGAUCUCGUAGGUCUCUUGCGGCCAUCAUGGAACCUAAUGCAUGACAGCGCGGCAGUGUAAGCAGACCUUGACCAAAUCCGGACAUUGUUCUACAACCAAGCCAUGCAUCAUGUAUGCUGCCCCUGGCCAUUUCCAUGCCAUGUCAGUACCAGGCCACACAGUGCAGGGCAGCGCAGGCAGCACUAGUCACCUCGACGGGUUUAUGGUCCCAGUGAACCGAAUUAGCACACGAAAACAUCUCCGGUUAACCCAGUUCAGUCCACCACUACAUGGUACGGCCGGUACAUCGCCCACUGCACGCUAACACUAUUGCAAUGCAACGUUGAAUGUGUCUCAAGGCCAUGGCUCUGCGGAAAUAGUAUUGUGCUCUCUGGCACAAUGCCGUUACAGCUCAAGUAGGGAAAGCCUUGAACAGGGAUUCGAACACCUUUCCGGCGGCUCCCAAGGGCUGAGGCCUUGGCUAAGUUCAGGUUCACUACUGCACAAGCACAACCCUCAAAUUGUACCGCGCAUGUUUGGAAGCUUCACAUGCCUUGUAUGCAUUUUGGUUAGUCUCGUAUCCCUCCCGUUCCGGCCCUGGCCGUUGCAAAAGUCCCAUCUCACCUGCCCUCCCACUAUUUGACGCAUGUGGAUCCAUCCUGUCAGCCCUACAAGGCGGCCAUCGUGUAGUGCCAGGUAGCCCGUUACUACCACCGUCAUCAGGUACUUACCUAGGUACGCAACUACGGAGGUUUACCCACAGCUCAACUACACCAAACGCCAUGUACCAAGAGCGGAUCAGGGCAGACGACAGUGCGACGUCGAUGCUUGGCUCUGUCCAGCUCUCCGCCCUGGAGAUUCCUCCUGGCAUAGGUCUAAACUCGUCUCCCUACAAAGAACCCUCUGAAUCAAGGAGAGCAAUGGCGAUGCCUGUUCAAUGCGCUUCUCGUCAGCCCCCACGGCUUGCCGGAUCUUUUCAUUUCUCAGCACACAUACCCGAAGUCACCUCAUCGCCCAUCGAUCGCCAGGCACCCGUGGACGCCCUACGAACCUGACUGACCCAUAUCCGACUAAGGUUUCCAUAUCUGGCCUAACAGCCGCAGCAGCUGCAAUGAUUACACAUGGCCCAUCACCACCAUCUCACAUUACACCAGCACCCGAGCACGGGGGUCCAUCGUGCCUUGCAGAGCCCUAGCUGUGGAUCUCACGGGUCCGCAAGUGGACCCGAGCGAGCGGACUCCCAUCGAUCCGACCAUGAUCUGGCCCUCACAUGCUCGCUCGACCGUCCAUCCAUGUUCAUAUCCGUACCUUUGGGCCUUCUGGAAGGGAAGCUAUAUAUCAAGGUCUGUUUCCAUUGCCAAAUCAAAGAAUUGUUUCUUCAUUCCAUUCAUACGCAACCAACAACACCAAUACAUUCCCUUCUUACCAUUUCCUUUGUAUCGUUUGAUCUUGUUCCAGUUUUCCUGUUCAGCAUUUUCGAUACAUUACUCGCAUCAAACAACAGCAACAGCACCCUGAACAGCUCAACCGCGCUUGGAGGUAUACGCAAGACAGUAUUUCUUUGAGUUCUUCUCUCCACUUUAUUUCUCUGGCUAUAUUUCUUUUCGCGAUCAUCCAUACGGCACUUCCUUGGAGCAAGAGACGCGACCGACCCAACAAGUCAAGAGCCCAAGUCAGGCACUCGCAUCAACAUAUUUCCUUUUUCUUCUCUCCUCUGGUUGAUCUCUCUAUCGCUUCAAUUCCACUUUCUGCUGCAACGACUCCUUGCAUCCUUGAAAAUCCAAACAACCAGCCCACAAUUUCUUUCCUUCAGCUUUUCAUAUCCUUCUUUUCUCUUCCGAUGGCCAUCGGACGAGGCGGAUACAAUACGCCCGCAGGCGGUGCGCCCCAGAAAGGCCGAGGUGGCUACAACAGACAACAGCAACAACAACAAGGCCGCGGCGGAUACAAUCGCGCAGCCGCCACAGCCAUGCAGGGCCGCGGCGGGUAUAAUUAAUGCCGGAAAUUAAUUUGACCAGGAAACCACCUGGCGCAGGGGAACUGGAGGAAGGGCGGCAAUUCUCGAUUCUGAACGAGCGGAGGUUUUAUGAUGGCCUUUCGGCAGACACCAUCACCACCAUCGCUAUCUUCUGUUUCGAUUUUCGGGCUUUCAUUUUCCAACACAGAACCUGGACAGACCAAAAUCACAUAAUCAGCAAACACAUUCGUUGUUUCUUCGGCAUUGCCAGCAUUCGGAGCGAUUCAGCGGCAUUACCCGGCGUUGGGGGUUUUUUUUCAGGGGCGCUGUCCUAAGUCGUUGCUCCAGGAGCAAGACACCAGAUUAAGGCGCAGGUCGCCGGACAGGAUAUUUGGCGGUUUGGGGCGUUUUUUGGGAAUAGACACUUUGAUGUUCAAGACCGACACUCGCAAGAGGGUAAAAUAUGCUUUGAGAAUCACCCCACUGGGACUGUGCGGAAAUAAGACGUGGAGGCAGGACCUUUCACGCGGCGUGGGAUCGACAGGAGAGAUCACCGCGAGUCAAAAAAUAGACAAUCGAAUCCCAGACGUUGAUACACCUGGACA
Molecule: messenger RNA, 2635 nt
Organism: Exophiala dermatitidis NIH/UT8656
Lineage: Eukaryota; Fungi; Ascomycota; Eurotiomycetes; Chaetothyriales; Herpotrichiellaceae
Exons: 1
Coding region: 1195-1638 (147 amino acids)
Source: RefSeq, a predicted model, not a curated record